Messenger RNA from Salvia hispanica, 867 nucleotides. RefSeq lists its product as uncharacterized. NCBI's taxonomy places the organism in Eukaryota, Viridiplantae, Streptophyta, Magnoliopsida, Lamiales, Lamiaceae. The record is from RefSeq and is a predicted model, not a curated record.
UUCCUCCCUUUCCAUGCUUUACCCUGCCAUCUCUAAAAAACCCUAACCCCAUACCCAAGAUUUCCCUCCUUUUCCCCACUUUAUUCAAACUACCCUCCAAAUAAAUAUCAGCCCCUAUUGCAAUAUCAAAAUCAAGAAAUGGGUAACUGCCUGUUCGGCGGUAUGGGAGACGGCGUCGGUGGCGGCGAAGUCAUCAAAGUGACCAACGCAAACGGGGGCGUGAUGGAGUUCCACGCCCCCGUCACGGUGGAAUCCAUCACCGACGAGUUCCCCGGCCACGCCAUAUUCCGGAGCCAGGACCUCUUCUGGAAGCCGCUCCCCCACAGCGACGUCCUCGCUGCGGGGGAGUCAUACCACCUCCUGCCGCUGCUUGAGAGCAGCGGCAGCGGCGGGAGGAAGGCACGGGUGGGGCACGUGAGGUCCAACAGCGCGCCGCCGCAGCAGGUGGGGUCGGCGCAGUACAGGAUGUCGGUGGACAGCAGGGGGUUGGGGAAGAGGACGGCGGAGGAGGCAGGGGCAGCGGCGCGGGGGUUUUGGAAGGUGAAGCUGGUGAUCAGCACGGAGCAGCUGCUGGAGAUACUGGCGGAGGAAGGGAAGACGGAGGAGCUGAUCGAAAGCGUUAGGACAGUCGCAAAGUGUGGGAGUGGGUUGGGAGGAUUUUCCGACCAUUGGAGCCUUUCCAGUAGCAAGAGGAGCAGGAAUGCAGCUUCUUCCAAUAACGAUAGCAGCUUGGUAGAGUUUUAAAAUUGUCUUCUUUUUCUUUUCAUAAGUUUUUUUCUUAAUUUUGUUACAUAUAGUAAUUUUUUUUCUCUCGUUCUGUAUAUCUUCUACCUUUCCAAUUCUAUGUUUCCACUAUCCAUUACCUUA